Messenger RNA from Prosopis cineraria, 849 nucleotides. RefSeq names its product peptidyl-prolyl cis-trans isomerase FKBP16-1, chloroplastic. The transcript has 8 exons. Gene Ontology annotation, molecular function: peptidyl-prolyl cis-trans isomerase activity. Lineage: Eukaryota; Viridiplantae; Streptophyta; Magnoliopsida; Fabales; Fabaceae. The coding region runs from base 66 to 725 and encodes 219 amino acids. The record is from RefSeq and is a predicted model, not a curated record.
ACCGUAUUGAUGACUCCCAAAGCCUCCAGUGGACGAGACGUCGAGACGCCUUCGCAAGGUUAACAAUGGGAUUUUCCUCGUUUUGCUCGGUUCCGCUUCCAUGCUGCGCUUCUGUAUCCCCCUCUCCCAGGUGCAUUGAGAAUGGAAAUGUCAAAUAUAUUGCACCGAAGAGCUCAGAUAACAGGCUUCCUACAGCAUCAAUCAAAAAUUUUUCAAGAAGGCUAAUUCUACAGUUUGUGGGGCUUAAUCACAUAUUUCAUACUUGUCCAAUUUUGGCUGCUCCAGUAAUGCCAGAGAUGAAAGAACCUGAAGUCUUGCGGACUUUUAAGCUUGACAGUGGAGUGAGGAUUCAAGAUAUUGUUGAAGGGGAAGGACCAGAAGCACAUAGUGGAGAUUUGGUUGAAUUCAACUAUGUAUGCAGGCGUGCAAAUGGAUAUUUUGUUUACAGCACUGUGAAUCAAUUCAGUGGAGAAAGUAAACCCGUCAUACUUCCUUUGGAUGAGAAUCAGAUGAUAGAAGGCUUGAAGGAGGUCCUGACUGGCAUGAGAGUUGGUGGAAAGAGAAGAGCACUGGUGCCACCUUCUGUAGGAUACGUGAAUGAGAACUUGAAGCCAGUACCAGAAGAGUUUGGUCCUCGACGCAGCCUCUUUUCUCAUGCAAAGGAGCCUUUGGUCUUCGAAGUUCAACUUUUGAAAAUUUUGAGUAUCCCUUCAUUUGUAUUUUGAGAGUUUUAUGCGCUUAUCUUUUGACUUCUCGUAUAUAAGACUACUAAUCCACAAUUUUAACAUCUUUUUGUAUUAGUUUUUUUUUUAAUAAUCAAAAUUUUUUUGGCCCAUUUUUUAAAUGAAA